Molecule: messenger RNA, 4575 nt
Organism: Eleginops maclovinus (Patagonian blennie)
Lineage: Eukaryota; Metazoa; Chordata; Actinopteri; Perciformes; Eleginopidae
Gene: rbm6
Product: RNA binding motif protein 6
Exons: 23
Coding region: 174-4124 (1316 amino acids)
Biological process (GO): mRNA splicing, via spliceosome
Cellular component (GO): nucleus
Molecular function (GO): RNA binding
Source: RefSeq, a predicted model, not a curated record
GCGGCAGGUUUGCAAAGGUCGUUGAUCCACAGAAGAAGAAGACGGAAGAUUCGUCUCGGCUGCAGCGACCCAAUAAGUAUUUCGUUGAAGCCAUCGAAAACCUAAACAAAAAACCUCGGAAAUAUCGAUAAGAAGCUCAACAAACCAUCAAGAUAAGAUACUGACUUACAAACAUGUGGAACGGACCAGGGCAAGGACCAAGGGGAGGACCACCCUUUCGUGGUGAUCACCGUGGAGAAAUGUUUGGUGGCAGAGAUCGUCCCAUGCCUGAUUAUAGAAGUAGAGAUGGGAUGAACAUGGGUCAAAUGGGCCCAAGACCUCUAGAUCUGCCACAUAUGGAUAUGAGAAGGAUGGAUGGGCCUCACAUGAGGGGGCAUGACAUGGACCCACGUGAUAUGCGAGGUAGAGAGCAAAACAGAGAUUUUUGCGGGCCUGGAGAAGAGCCAAACUUCCCUUUACGAAGGCAAUAUGAAAGUUCUAUCAGAGACAAACUUAUGGAUGCUUCUGGUUUCCCGGGACAAGGCAGAAACUCAGACAUGGGAGGGCGGGGAAUGCCACCACAGGAACCAAAGAACAGAUUUAUGGACAUGAGAGACAGAGAAUCUUUUAAUUAUGACAUGCCGCCCUUCAACAAUCCUAAUAUAGAUGGAAGAAGAGGGUUUCCCGUGGAGCGAAAUGAUGGAUUUAGGGACAUGCGUGAAAGGCCCCCAAAAGACAAUGAUGGCGUGGAUGGUUAUGAUAUGGACUUACCGCCACGUGAAAGGAGAAUGAUGGACACUGACAGAAGAGGGGGGCCCCCUUUGAAUCCAAGAGGCGGGUUUGAUUCUGAUAUGGAUUUCAGAAAUCGUUCUGGUCCUUCAGCUGAAUUUAGAGGUAGGGAUCGAUCUCCCUUAAGAUUUGGAAACCGGAAUGUCCCUCCAGGGGCUAGGGCAAGACCAGACAUGCCUUCAGACAUUGCUGGACCUCAAAGAUCAAAGUUUAUGGGUGCAGACGGACCCAGGGAGAGAGAGUUUCCAGAAUCAAGUGGCAGCCCCCUAAUGGACUAUCGAAGUGGUGAAGAGAUGACUCUUGCAGAGGAAUGGAAGAACCGUCGAAAAGGGAAGAUACCCUUUUCAGAAAUGGGUACAGGUAUGGGAGGUGUCCCUGAACCUAGCUUCCCUGUAGGAUUUGGCAGAGAUGGAAAUGUUAGAGAUCCACCACCAUUUCAGCAAAGGGAUAGGCCACCUGUUGAAUUCCCGGGGAAAGGGGUCGGCUUUCCACUUGUUGACCACUUUUCUGGUAUGAAUCUACCAUCAAUUGCCAGCAAAGCUCCACAUGUGCAUCCACCCCCGGAAAUGAUUCCCCAUACUGGUCCUCUUGGGAGAGAAAGUGAGAGCAAACAUUGGCUCGGAGAAAGAAACCCGAAACAUAGUCAGAAUAAAUCAAUUCGCGAUGAAAGGCUUCCUUACCAACAAGAGAAGAAUCAGCCUUCGCAUUUGAUACAGGAGCCAGGUGAUUGUUUUAAAGGGAUGAAAGAUAUCCCACAAAAUCAAGGACAUGUCAGGGGUAAGAUGGGGGAAGAACAUGAUUUUCAAAGCAGCAGCACUACGCAAGCAAAAGACCAGGACUACAGAGACAUCGAUUACAGAACAGGCCCCGGGAGGGCUUUUGACUACAAACAUGAAGCACUUCCAGUACCAGAGAAACUUCUCAAAGAGUCUAAACCAAUCACACCUGCCAAAUUUAGUGAGUCUGGAUCUCAGGAUCAAGAUUACAGGAAUGCAUCAGUGGAGGACAAAGUUUCCAACACAAUUUCUAUAAUUGGUAUUCCAAAGACUGCCACUAUGGAGCAGAUUCUUGGUGCCUUUGCGGUCCGUGAUGGUGUGCCAAUGCAGGGGAUGAAAAUCAAAAAUGUUGUGCCAGGUUACAGCUACGAUACGGCCUAUGUGGAGUUUUUAAACCUCGAGGAUGCAGUCCACUUCAUGGAGUCCAACAAGGGAUCCCUAAAGGUUGGCAGUAGAACAACAUCCAUGAAGUUCAUUCAGCCAGGAGAGUGUGAAAGAAGUGUUCAUGAAUCAGAUCACAAAGUACCUCAACUCCAGGAGCCCCAGUUGCCCAGACCAGACCAGCCUUUAGAGGAGUUGAAGACCAACCUAAAUGGGUCCCAACCAAAAGGCCCUAUUGAACCAUUGUCCCUUAACCAGUGGCAGCGUAGCUCUGACCUGACACCUGAGGCCUGGCAGCAGCAGGUGGACCAACAGCUCCAACAGCAAGAAACAGAGCAGCAGGCGGAGUCUUGGGGCAACCGCAACCUUCCCCAUCACGGUUCCCACCAACCCGAGUCUGUCUUUAAGGACAGCAAAACCAUGAUAAUAAAAAAUGUGAAGCCCACGACCACAGUGGAGACUAUCUUGAAAGCCUUGGAUCCCUUUGCCUAUCUGGAUGAAAGAAAUGUGCGUCUCGUCAAAGCCAAGCCACCAGGAUCCAAGUGCUUCUGCUUUGUUGACAUGGACUCCCAUGAGCAAGUGACACGUCUGGUUGAGCUCCUCACCAAACCCAGACCCCUUUAUGUUGAUGGGGUCAGAGUUUAUGCUGAGGUUGCGAAACCUCUAAAGAACCAAAACUUCAAGAGAGAAUUUGAUAAACCAAACAGUUCCAUCCUUGGGUUUCCACCUGAUCCCAGCAUGAUGGGGCAGCAGAUGUUCCCCCCACCCCAACAGUUCUUGCAUCCUCUGCUGCCACCCACUGCUGCCUCCACUGGAUUGCAAGCAGGUGAUAUUACAGCUAGCAUCACUAAUACCGCUCUGUCAUCAGACAUCAGCAUUGCACAGGGCGCUGCCUAUGGUGAGACUCCAGCAAUCGAUCCAGCAUACCAGGGUAGCGGACCUGUUUUGCCCACAGAAUCAGCUGGGAUGCCAGUCGCUGCAGACGGAUCACAGGCCUACGUCUAUGGCUCUGAGAUUCCAGACAUGACCAACUACUUGUACGAUUCUACAUCAGGCUUCUACUACGAUCCUGAGACCACGCUGUACUACGACCCCAACUCUAGGUAUUUCUACAAUGCUCAAUCCCAAGAGUACUUGUACUGGGAUGCUGCAUCAAAGAGCUACAUCCCAGUCCCAGGAGGGAACCCUGCGGCCAUACAGCCGUUGCCCAUGACUGCUGAAGACCAGGCCAUUCUUUCCAACCCAGCAGCAGAUGCUCCUCUGGAGAUGAAAAAAGCAUUAACUCCUAACGCAGAAGACUCUGCAGCAUUAGUUCCCACUCCUGAUGCCGGCUCUGAGCCGGAGCCUGUCCCAACUUCCUCUGCAACUACUGAGAAGAAAGAUGAUGAUGACUCUAAAAAGGACAACGACAAGCCCAGAAGCAUCGCCGCUGUCAAGAUCAUGAAAGAUAUGGAGCGCUGGGCAAAGAUCCAGAAUCGGCAAAAGGAAACUGUCCGUUCUGCAUCACCACUGCUGAAGUUUGGAGGAGACGAUGAUAGGGGUCGGUCCAAGACGGCUGAUGCUGGUUUUGCUAUCUUCGAGAGGAAGAUCUCGGGUCCAGAUGAUCUUUUUAAGAAACCCCUUGCUCCUGUUAAGAGAGAUGAAAAGUCAAAGCGUUCUAUGGGCUCUCUGGGUAUGCUGGCAUCAGACUAUGCAGCUGGAAGUGAUGAAGAGGUAGAAGAAGAUAGGGAGGAGGGAGCCAAAAACAGUCAGGGUGGCCAGUCUGAAGACAAGGACAGCAAGCUGACAGACUGGAAGAAGAUGGCCUGCCUGCUGUGUAGGAGACAGUUCCCCAACAAGGACGCUCUGAUCCGCCACCAGCAGCUCUCCGACCUGCACAAACAAAAUAUGGAGAUCCACCUUAAGAUCAAGAGGUCAAAGAAGGAGCUGGAGGCACUGGAGAACCAGGAGAAAGAACUAAGUACAAAAGAACCUACCAGGUCACCAGAACCGAAGAAAAGGAAACACCACCAACAGAUGCAGCAUCAUAAUUCCUGGGCCGGAAGCUCAAGGGAUAUUCAUAAAGUCAGCGAGAGACCUGGUCUUGGAGCUGAACCUGCCCCGCAAAGAAAAAAGAAAGAACCUGUCGUGUGGGACCAUGCGACAUACAAACAAGCGGUACGCAAGGCCAUGUUUGCACGGUUUAAGGAACUCGAGUGAUCUCAUCUGAACACAUCCUCAAUUUGAUAUGUGAUUUGUUAAAAUGACACGCAUAAGAAAGCUGUUUCUCUGAUGUUUCUCUGCUUGGACAUUAUAAAACUACAGAACCACCGUUUUCUACACUGAAAUAAGAUGCAAAUUAUGUUUGAAGUUUAAAUAACAAGGAUGUUGUGGAGCUAAAAGAAGUGAAAUUUCUCAUCCAUAACAGUGGAUGUUGUAUAGAAAAUGUUAAUUCAUGCUGUUUUUAACUAUUUUUGUCCAUGUGUAAUGUGUAUGUAGAAUUGUGAAAUAUGUCCAGGUCAUUUUCUUUCUUUCUUUUUUUUUUUAAAAUGAUACUGUCACACUGGCCACAAUUACAGUUUGUUCAAAACUUGAGCAAAUAUGUAAUUUUCAUGGUUUGGAGUUGCAAUUGUAUGUACACAUUUUUAAGUAAAAAAAUAUUCUGAACUAA